UUUUUUUUUCAGCGAGCAGCAAUGCCAACUGAUGAUACUGAUCUUGAAAUUCGACAAGAUAAUUUAAAAGAAGAUAUUGAUAAUCUAACAAAAUCACAUGAAAAACAGGAAAAAGAAAUUAUUGUUAAACAAAGUAUGUUAAUAACAGCUCAAAAAGAACAUGAAGAAGUUUUAUUAAAACAAAGUGAUUAUCGUCGUGAUGCUGUAUCAAUGGCACAUUUUGCAUCUGUUGUAUCAAAUGAACGUGAACAAAAAUGUCGUGAAAAAAUGAAAGCUAAAAAUCGUUUACAAGCUGUACAAGAAGAUUUUCAACGAAAAACAGGUGAAAUUCAUGAACAUGAAAAACGUAUUGUUGAUUUAGAAGUUAAAUUAAAAGAAUUUGCAUCAAUGUAUGAUAUUAUUAAAAAUGAACGUAAUAAAUGUGUUAAUUCAAUACAAAUAAAUAGUCAAAAAUCAAAUGAAAUGAAAGAAAAAUUAAAAUUACUUCAAAAUGAAAUUGAAAUUUUACGUACAAAAUUAAGUAUAUUAGAAAAAGAUUUACAAAAAAAAAAUUUACUUGUAUUAGCAUCUGUUGUUGAACGUGAUAGAGAAAAACAUAAAGUUGAAAAACAACGUACUUAUUUACGUGAACUUAAUAUACAAGAUCAACAACAAACAUUAGAAAAUCGAAAUUAUAAUAAUUUAAUUGCAUUUGCUGAAAAAGAAUUAGUUCGAUUAAGAAAAGAUUAUGAUACAGCUGUUUUGGAUAGAAAUGAACGAAGUGUACAACUUGUUGAAAGAUAUAAUGAAGAAGUUGUUUUUCAAGAAAAAGUUAAUGUUCAAGAUGCAAAAUUAAAAAAUGCUUAUAUUGAAUUGAGAAGUCGAGAUGAUGAAAUACGAUUAUUAGAAUUACAAAUGCAAGAAGAAAAACGAGAAAUUGCUUUAUCCAAAAAGAAAUUACCUGUUAAACGAGCAUUAGAUCAAGAACUUGAAUUAUAUCGAAUAUGUGUAAGUUAA
Messenger RNA from Rotaria sordida, 996 nucleotides. Lineage: Eukaryota; Metazoa; Rotifera; Eurotatoria; Philodinida; Philodinidae. The record is from the annotation of a GenBank genome assembly.